AAAAAAUAUUGUUGCAGAACAAUUCUUUGUUGAUAGAGGAUGUAUAUUGAAAAAAGGAUUUGUUAGAAUGUUGGGCAGAUAGCAGGCUCUAAAACCUAUGAAACCUAAAUGUGACCUUCUUCUCUAUAUUCACGCUAGUGAAAUUCAAGCUCUAUGAUGCCAAGCCACAUUGCUGCCAAAAAUUCAUCCCUUUCCCUUCCUCCCAAUACUUCUGUACCUUGUGCCAAUACACAACAGAACAUGCCACCUGCAAGUAUAAACAACCCUUUUCUAAUGUUUCAGCCAAAUACAAAAAGCUACGAAGAUAUGACUUUAAUUGGAAAUGGGGCAUAUGGUACCGUAUAUAAAGCUAAAGACUUGGCAAAUAAUGGUCAAUUUGUGGCUUUGAAAAAAGUUAGAGUGCCAUUAGGUGAGGAUGGUGUCCCCGUAAAUGCAGUUAGAGAGAUAGCUUUGCUAAAGCAGCUGACUUCAUUUGAACAUCCCAACGUAGUUAGGUUAUUAGAUAUUUGCCAAGGACGCAAGUUGGAAAAUGAACGGCAAAUGCUGUUAUAUCUUGUAUUUGAACAUGUUGACCAAGAUUUAUCUACAUACCUAGAGAAAUGUCCUUCUCCAGGAUUAGGACCAGAAAGAAUUAAAGAUAUCACGUAUCAACUACUUAAUGGCCUUGACUUCUUGCAUUUCAAUAGAGUCUUACACAGAGAUCUCAAACCUCAAAAUAUUCUUAUAUCAAAUCAAGGAAUUGUGAAAUUAGCAGACUUUGGUUUGGCACGUCUUUACACCAGCAAUGUUACGUUAACAUCAGUAGUUGUAACCCUUUGGUACCGUCCCCCAGAAGUACUUAUGGCUCAACCCUAUGGUACUGCAGUAGAUGUCUGGAGUUGUGGAUGCAUCCUUGCAGAGCUCUAUAGGAGAAAACCUUUGUUUCCUGGUGAAAAUGAGGUAGAUCAAUUAGCAAAAAUUUUUGAGGUUGUUGGUAGUCCUUCACAAUCUGACUGGCCACUAGAUGUAUCUCUUCCAUGGACUACUUUCAAAUUUUACAAAGGCGUACCUUUUAGAGAUGUUGUUCCAGAAAUUUGUUCUGAUGGUGCUGAUUUGUUAAAAAAAAUGGUAUGCUACGAUCCAGUUCAACGAAUAUCUUGUGCUGCAGCCAUGAAACAUCCAUAUUUUAGAGAUUUUGAAAUGAAUCCACCUUCUUGCAUCAAAGAUACUCUACAAAAUAAUACCCAACAUCCGAAAGCUUCUAGGUUUUAUAAAAUUUCAUAGGUCAUUUUAAGAAAAUAUAGAAGAAGAAAAAGAUAAGUCAUGAUGUUUGAAAACUUCUAUAUCUAACAAGUUUUGUGCCUUAAAAAAUCAUAUGUAUGUUUCCCUGUUUUCUUUGUGAAAAAUAUUUAACUAAAAUGAUAGUUUGUAUAAAGAAAAUUUCAAACAAACUCCAAAUUUUCCAACCAAGGGACUAGCAAAAUUUUGGAAUCUUCACAAUGAAUUUGCUCAACAAAAACCAUGUCCACAUGCAUGUAAAUGCAAUAAUUAAUCAAAUUGGAGUUUGGGAACCUAAGUGUUGUAAUCU
Uloborus diversus is the source of this 1567-nucleotide messenger RNA. It is a transcript of the gene Cdk4, whose product is annotated as cyclin-dependent kinase 4-like. Gene Ontology annotation, cellular component: cyclin-dependent protein kinase holoenzyme complex; cytoplasm; nucleus. The transcript is spliced from 9 exons. Gene Ontology annotation, biological process: regulation of G2/M transition of mitotic cell cycle; protein phosphorylation; regulation of gene expression. Lineage: Eukaryota; Metazoa; Arthropoda; Arachnida; Araneae; Uloboridae. The record is from RefSeq and is a predicted model, not a curated record. The coding region runs from base 154 to 1263 and encodes 369 amino acids. Gene Ontology annotation, molecular function: ATP binding; cyclin binding; cyclin-dependent protein serine/threonine kinase activity.